Zerene cesonia (dogface butterfly) is the source of this 1607-nucleotide messenger RNA. Its product is annotated as putative fatty acyl-CoA reductase CG5065. Gene Ontology annotation, biological process: long-chain fatty-acyl-CoA metabolic process. Lineage: Eukaryota; Metazoa; Arthropoda; Insecta; Lepidoptera; Pieridae. The record is from RefSeq and is a predicted model, not a curated record. Gene Ontology annotation, cellular component: peroxisome. Gene Ontology annotation, molecular function: alcohol-forming very long-chain fatty acyl-CoA reductase (NADP+) activity. Bases 16 to 1542 code for a protein of 508 amino acids. The transcript has 13 exons.
UAUUGUUUCGCUACAAUGACUUUCUUAGAGGAUCGAGAUUUACAAGACGUACCGAAUAUCAAAGAGUAUUAUGCAAACAAGACGAUUUUCGUAACUGGCGGCUCUGGAUUUAUGGGCACUGUAUUAAUAGAGAAACUCCUUUACUCGUGCACGGAUUUGGAAAGGAUAUACUUGCUCCUCAGGAGCAAGAAGGGAGUGAAUUCUGAAGAUAGACUCGCAGAUUUAUACAAGAGUUCUUGCUUCGAGCGCCUGCGCAAGGAAAGACCUGGCGUUUUCGAGAGAAAAGUGUUUUCUGUAGCUGGUGACAUUUCCGAGCUGGGAUUAGGUCUCUCUGAAGAAGACAGAGCUUUGCUCAUAAAUCGAGUCAAUAUAGUUUUCCACGUAGCGGCUAGCGUAAGAUUCAAUGAUACACUGGACUACGCAGCGAAACUAAAUUUACGAGGCACGAGAGAAAUUAUAGACUUGGCGAAAGAAAUGCAAUGUCUUGAGAGUUUUGUUCACGUAUCCACAAGCUAUUCUAACACAAAUCGGGAUACCAUAGAAGAAGUGAUAUAUCCUCCUCAUGCUGACUGGAGGGACACUCUUGCCAUCUGUGAGGCUCUGGACCCGGAGACAUUAAAGAUAUUAACACCGAAGUACCUUGGAGAGCUGCCAAACACGUAUGUCUUCACAAAACAGCUUGCAGAACACGUUGUAUACCAGAAUAAAGGAAUUAUACCCGCUGUUAUACUUCGACCAUCUAUAGUGAUUUCGAGUCACUUGGAGCCGCUGCCUGGUUGGAAUGCUAACCUGAAUGGUCCUGUUGGAAUUAUGGUAGCAUCGGCUAAAGGUAUCCUGCGUACAACUCUCUCUAAACCAGACCUGAUAUCCGAUUAUAUCCCCGUGGAUGUCGCUGUUAAAAACUUUAUCGCCGCUGCCUGGAUUCGGGGUACUAAAAAAUUAAAAAAAACCGACGAUAUACCCAUAUACAAUAUCUGUGCGGGUUCCCUAAACAACAUCACAGUUAAAGAGAUACGAGAAAUCGGUUUCAAAGUUAUGGAAGAAAUACCCUUGGAUGGUGCUCUUUGGGUUUGCUCCGGCGGCGUGACAAGUUCCAGGUUUAAAUAUAAUAUUUCUGUUAUAUUCGAGCAUUUAUUGCCAGCUCUGAUUGUGGAUGCAUUUUAUAUAUUGUUGGGAAAGAAACCAAUAUUGACGAAAAUACAACGACGCAUAUAUUCGGUACAAAUAGCUCUUCAGUACUACACAACACAGCAAUGGACGUUCUGCAAUGAGAACUUCACGAAACUACGGGCCGCUAUAAAAGAUGUUGACAAAGAUGAGUUUUAUUACGAGGUGGAGAAAAUAGAUCAAUAUAAAUUUUUCAAGAUUUCGACGCACGGCGCUAGAAAAUAUAUUUUAAACGAAAAAGACGAGGAUAUACCUAAAGCCAGGGAGCAUAACAGGAGAUUACGAAACAUGCAACGGCUAGUCCAUGGUCUGUUCUAUAUGUCUAUGGGUUGGUGGAUUCUAAACACGAAUUUGGUACAGAGUUAUCUUUAUUGAGAGAUUAAAACGUCACUUCCCGCGCUAGUGAAAGAAAUAAAAAAAAUGCUUUGUGUCACAGAAUA